This is a messenger RNA of Triticum turgidum subsp. durum (durum wheat), 1590 nucleotides long. The record is from the annotation of a GenBank genome assembly. Lineage: Eukaryota; Viridiplantae; Streptophyta; Magnoliopsida; Poales; Poaceae.
AUGAGCAUAGUGACCAUGGAGAGUUUAUCGUUAUAUCUGGUGGCCGUGGGGUCAGCGGCGGCGGUGGUCUGCCUCUGCGUGGCCGCGUGGCGGCGCCGCGUCAGGGAGGUCUUCCGUCAGCAGGGGAUCGACGGCCCUCCGCCGUCGUCGUUCCUGAGGGGUAAUCUCUCGGAGGUGCAGGCGAGGGCGCCGCAGGCCGUUGCGGCGGAGGACGGCGGCGCUGGCCAGUGGGACCUCCACAAGGACGGCUUCGACGACUACUGCAAGAUGAUCUUCCCCUUCUUCCACAAGUGCAGGAAAGCCUACGGUGACACGUAUCUGUACUGGCUCGGGCAGCGGCCGGCGCUGUACGUGACGGACCCGGAGCUGAUCCGGGCAAUCGGACGGUGCGACUCGUUAGACAUGGGCAAGCCGACGUUCCAGCAGAAGGGGCAGGAGCCCUUAUUCGGCGCCGGCGUCCUCAAGGCCAACGGCGCCUGCUGGGCGCGCCAGCGCAAGGUCAUCGCGCCCGAGUUCUACAUGGCCAAAGUCAGGGGCAUGGUGGGGCUCAUGGUCAGUGCGGCGCAGCCGCUUCUGCGCUCGUGGGAAGCCGCCGUCGACGGCGCCAAGGGCGGCAUCGCGGCAGUAGACGUCGACGCCGACAUCCGCAGCUUCUCCUUCGACGUCAUCUCCCGGGCCUGCUUCGGGAACGACCACUCCACGGGGAAGGAGAUCUUCCUCCGGCUCAGGGCGCUGUCCGGGCUCAUGUCCGAUCCCAGCGUCAUGUUCACCGUCCCGUCGCUGAGGUUUCUGCCGACGGAGAAGAACCGGAGGAUCUGGAGGCUCACGCAGGAGAUCCGGUCUUUGAUUCUGGAGAUCGCGAGAGGGCGCCGGGCGGCGACGGGGAUUUCUCCGGGCCCUGACUUCCUGCGGUCCAUCAUCGACAACAGCGGCGACCAGCCGCGGCCGGACGACUUCGUGGUUGACAACUGCAAGAACAUCUACUUCGCAGGCCAGGAGACGACUGCGGUCACCGCCACCUGGUGCCUCAUGCUGCUCGCCGCCCACCCUGAGUGGCAGGAUCGGGCGCGCGCCGAGGUGCUCGAUGUCUGCGGUGGCGCCGCCGGCGCCGCGGCACCAGACUUCGACAUGGUAUCUCGGAUGAAGACGGUGAGCAUGGUGGUGCUGGAGACGCUGCGGCUGUUCCCGCCGUCGUCGUUCGUGGUGCGGGAGACGCUCCGUGAUGUUCGGCUGGGCCAGCUGCUCGCUCCCAAGGGUACCUACUUCUUCGUGCCGGUCUCUACCAUGCACCACGACCCCGCCGCCUGGGGCCCGACAGUGCGCCGGUUCAACCCCAACCGGUUCCAGAACGGGGUGGCGGUGGCGUGCAAGCACCCGCAGGCGGCGUUCAUGCCGUUCGGCCUCGGAGCGCGUACCUGCCUAGGCCAGAACCUCGCGAUCGUUGAGGCCAAGACGCUCCUCGCCGUCAUCCUCGCGCGGUUUGCCUUUGCUCUCUCACCGGACUACAGGCACUCCCCGGCGUUCCGGCUCAUCAUCGAGCCGGAGUUCGGGCUGCGCCUCCUCAUACGCCGUGUCGAUGGUUUUACUUGA